AUGAAAGUGCUGCCACUAGGUGCCGGUCAAGAGGUGGGCCGCUCAUGUAUCAUAGUAAAAAUAAAAGAAAAGACCAUAAUGUUCGACUGUGGCACUCACCUCGGCCUAACAGGCGCAUCCAAGUACCCUGCAUUCUCCCUAAUCAGCAAAUCACCAACCAUCCACACAUCGGACUUUAGCUCAUUCGAUCUAAGCUCCAUCGAUCUUGUCAUACUCACACAUUUUCACUUGGACCACUGCGGUGCACUUCCCCUCCUGUACCGCAACAAGUACCAUGGCAAGGUGGUAAUGAGCACACCAACCAGGUGCGUGUUGCCGUUUGUUUUGGAGGACUACUGUAAGCUGAACGUAACAAAUUAUGGGAUGGAGGAUGUUAACGUGUUGAUGAGGAAUGUGGUUGUGAUGGAUGUGGGGAUGGUUGGGUGGGUGGAUGGAAUUGGGAUUAGGGUGUUCAGUGCUGGACACGUUUUGGGUGCUGCUAUGUUUUAUGUGUGGGUGGGAGGAGAGAGCGUGCUGUAUACGGGUGAUUACACAACGGGUGGCGAUGUGCAUUUGGACGGGUGCUGUGUUGAUACGGAGGACUUUUUGGUGUUUGGGGAGGAUUUGAGAAGGAAUGGGGAAGAUGUGGUGGAGACGGGUGUAAAUGAUGUGAGAAGGAAUGGGGAAGAUGUGGUGGAGACGGGUGUAAAUGAUGUGAGAAGGAAUGGGGAAGAUGUGGUGGAGACGGGUGUAAAUGAUGUGAGAAGGAAUGGGGAAGAUGUGGUGGAGACGGGUGUAAAUGAUGUGAGAAGGAAUGGGGAAGAUGUGGUGGAGAAGGGUGUAAAUGAUGUGAGAAGGAAUGGGGAAGAUGUGGUGGAGAAGGGUGUAAAUGAUGGAAAGAAUCUUAAGGGCGGGAAUACCGGUACUAUCAGGAAAGAUGUGAAUGACACAUGUGGAUCAGAUUUGGACGAAAAUGCCCUUGGCAUGGGACAAGCAACGGGAGAUUUCGCUUUUGAUGUAAGAACAGCUAAAAAAAUGAAAAAGCAGGAAGCAAUGGUGCUCAGACGGCUGAAGCGACCGGAUGUUAUGAUCACAGAGUGCACGUACGGCUCGGUAGACAGAGAAUGCAGGAAAACGAAAAUACGUGAAUUGAUCACAACGGUGGUGCAAUGCAUUGAGCGUAACGGCAAGGUGCUUAUUCCGGUAUUUGCGAUAGGACGUGCACAGGAAAUGUACACGAUGCUCUCUGCAUUCUUCAAGAAUGCAAAUUUGAACGUUCCAUUUUUCUAUUGCAGUACGAUUCUUGAGCGAGGACUCAAAAUAUACAAGAGAUUCGAUGACUAUACCAAGAAAUCGUUUCAUUUUGACUUUGACGGCAUUCGAAUGUUCAAGAACGAGUAUUUGGUAUCGGACAAGCCGUUCAUCGUGUUCUCAUCACCUGGUAUGCUGCACACGGGCAACUCCCUGAAAAUAUUCAAGGCGCUGUGCGAGGACGCAAGGAACCUGGUGAUUAUACCGGGUUACUGCAUGAAGAACACGCUUGCCGAGAAGUUGUUGAACGGCAUACGCACAAUAACACUGGACAGAGAGUACACCAUAAGAAUACAGGUAAGAAAUAUUGGGUUUAGUGCACAUGCAGAUUCUUCAGGUAUUCUCCGUUUUAUAGCUAAGGUGAGACCGCGCAACGUUGUGCUUGUGCAUGGCGACAAGAACAGGAUGGUGAAGUUCAAGCGGAUCAUUGAGAAGAUGUGCGUGGAUGAGGAUGGAUUUGACUUCAGAUGCCAUGUCUUCAUGCCGAGGAAUAAGUGUCUGGUUGACCUGCCCGGUAAGAACGAAAUCAUCCUGAAAAGCAGGAACGAGAUAAAAGAUGAUGAGAUUGCAGUUGAUGUUGAGCAGGACGGUACUACCUUUGUAGCGAAGAAGAUAAAGAAGUACGUUGUGAGAAAAUGAAUGUCACUGUUGUGCUACUGAUGCUUCCCAGAUGCACUCAAAUGUUCCAACACAAAUUCGUAAACACGUGUACCAGGCUAAAAAACAUUUGGAACGGUAUGUAACAUUACACAGGCACCACUCUCAUUAAAUAGCUUGCUUUCAUCAAAUUUUGAUCUGCACAACUCCCUAAAUAAACGAAAAAAGAUCGGUG
Molecule: messenger RNA, 2122 nt
Organism: Vavraia culicis subsp. floridensis
Lineage: Eukaryota; Fungi; Microsporidia; Pleistophoridae
Exons: 1
Coding region: 1-1929 (642 amino acids)
Biological process (GO): snRNA processing
Cellular component (GO): nucleus
Source: RefSeq, a predicted model, not a curated record